AUGGCAUACACCGCCAUGACCAAUGCGGUCAACACCGACGCGGUCUAUCCGUUCUACUCACCGGCCUCCGUCUGCCCGGAUGGAUUCGUCUCUGCCUGCGGAUAUGGACGCGAGAGCACGACACCCGCCCCAUCUGUCUCCUCGUUCGCUGGCUAUACCUGUCGCAACGACAAACCAUAUGGUUGCGCGUCGGUGCCGCAGUACGGCGUCACGGUUUAUGCCAACGGGAACAGCCGCUGUGUUAGUAGCGAUCUCGAUAUAUGGACGGCUACGGCCUGGCACUCCAACACCAUAGUUGCACUUGCUCCUGCACUGGUCCUGGUCGCGGACCAGGACCAGACCCAGACCGGGGCGACGACGACGGCCGCAACAGCGACCUCCACCACCUCCAACCAAAGCGAGACCACCGGUGGCAUCGCUGGCGGCGGCGGCGGCGGCGGCGGCGGCCUCUCCACCGGCGCAAUAGCAGCGAUAGGGGCCAGCGUGCCUCUGGCCAUCAUCGCCGCCGGCCUGGCCGUCUUUGCCUUUCUGUCUCGUCGAUCACGUCGACGCGCCUCGGCCGAAGAAGCGGCGGCGGGCACGAGCACCAGCGGCGGCGGCGACUCCGACCCCCGACACUCUGUCAAGACGGACUUCAGCUCGCCGGCGCCGGAUCGCGCCCUGACGGUCAGCCCCGGCACGACCGUGAGCGCGGAGCUGUACGGGUCGACGACUAUGCAGCCUCGGCUGCACGAGGAUAUCAUGGAGCUGCCUGGCGAGGUCAGCCCUCCGCCUGCACCAAGGCCCAUUUCCGAAGCGCCAUGA
Molecule: messenger RNA, 804 nt
Organism: Cordyceps fumosorosea ARSEF 2679
Lineage: Eukaryota; Fungi; Ascomycota; Sordariomycetes; Hypocreales; Cordycipitaceae
Exons: 2
Coding region: 1-804 (267 amino acids)
Source: RefSeq, a predicted model, not a curated record